Molecule: messenger RNA, 851 nt
Organism: Musca domestica (house fly)
Lineage: Eukaryota; Metazoa; Arthropoda; Insecta; Diptera; Muscidae
Exons: 1
Coding region: 40-774 (244 amino acids)
Source: RefSeq, a predicted model, not a curated record
UCAAUUUUUAUAGAAUAACCUAGAGCAACUGAGAGAAAAAUGCGUGCCUUCAUUGUUUUGUGUUUGGUGGCAACUGCCUGUGCCCAAUCUGGCUACAAUUAUCAAGCAGGCAGCAGCGGUAAUCUUGGAUCUGCCUCCAGUGGAGUGCCAAGCUUCGACGCCGGCUCUUCGUUAGGUGCCGGUCCCUCCUUUGCUCCUUCCGGACCCGAAUAUGGAGCAUCAGGUAACUUAGGAGCUGCCUCGAAUACAGCUCCUGUUCAAAGUGAACUUGAAAAGGAAUUCUAUACCUUCACUGCCAACGAUGAAGACUUCAAUGAACCUGCUGGCUCCAAUCAAUUUAACAAUGCUGUGAAACAGGGACUCCGUGUAAUCUUCAUCAAGGGUCCCGAAAACAGUGGUUUGGAAGAUGCCGCUUUGGCAUUGGCCAAACAAGCUGCUGAACAACAGACCGCCAUCUAUGUCCUUCAGAAACAAGCUGAUCUGGCUGAUUUGGCCAACAAAUUGAACCAAGACAACAGCAAUGCCAAUCACAAACCCGAAGUACACUUUGUCAAAUACCGCACCCCUGAAGAUGCAGCCAACGCCCAAAAGGCCAUUCAAGAUCAAUACAAUUCCUUGGGUGGUAAAUCUCAACACAUUGACGGUGGUGUUGCCCCAGCCUUGAAUUUUGCCUCUCAGGCCCCAGUUGCUCCUGCCCCUGCUUCCGCUGCUUCGAGCCCUGCUACCAGUGCUACUUACCUUCCUGCUUCAAUUUUCCGUCGUUUCCGUUUGUAAGUUUCGAUGUAGAGGGUUAAUCACUGGGCUGGUUCCGUGGGUGUUAUAGUUGUUACGCGUUAUUCAAUAAAAGAAAA